AUGUCGAAUCCAAAUAACGUUCCACCAUCUGGAAACACGCAUCACCAUUAUAACUCCAAUUACCACAAAAAUAGGAGAAACAAUGGUAAUUACAAUAAUUACAACCCGUCACACCCCCAACCUCAGUAUUACCAACAGCAAGGUUGGCAAGGAUAUAUGCCCCAGCCAUACCAGGCGCCACCUCCAGGGUAUGCAUACAGUUACUAUGCUCCAUCUCCACAAGGUGUUCCAGGAGGAGCUUACUAUGCAGCACCCCCUCCAGGUGCUAUUGCCAUUAGUCCAACGCUCCCCACAUCGGCCACUCACACUCCUGUCGGUAAACCUGCUGGUUUGAGCAUUAAGAACAAGAACGGCGAGCCUGUCCAAUUCAACAAGGGCCAUUCGAAAACAGCUUCGUUCUCGACCUCGUCUUCAUCUUCUACCCCGGUUUUGUCGAAAGUCACACCAAACCUACCAGCAGUCCCACCUACAACCGCUUCUGUGCCCAUGUCCCCGGUGAAACCCAUUGCGACCCCUGUCUCGAAGCCUGCCACUCCUCCGGCUCCUGCACCAGCAAAACCAGCUCAACCAGAAGUCAAGAGAGCAAAUGAGGACUUCAAGGCUAAAUUCUUGGAACAACUUCGGUUGAAAAAUGUCAAAGCCGCCGCAGGAAAGGAUAAGCCGCAGGCCGCUCCAGCAGCAGAAACCAAGGAAAUCAAGGAAACCAAGACUGAGGUGAAACCAGCCGUCGAGGAAGUCAAAAAGGAGGCACCAGUGACGGAAAAGCCAAAGGAGGUUGUUCCUGAAGUGAAAGAGGAACCUAAACCAGAGGUUGAGGAGGAAUCCAAGCCAGAACCUCCAAAGGCUGAAGAACCUAAGGUUGCCGAACCCGCACGUGAGGUUCCAGAAACCGAGCCAAUUGUCGAGAAACCUACUGUGUCUGCUUCUACUGUGAAAGAAGAAAAGGGGGUGCCAGAAGAGGUGCCCGCUGAAAAAGCUCCAGCUACCGAAUCUGAGACUGUUUCUGAAACCACAGAACUUUCCGCUACUGACUCUGAAGCUCCAAUAAAAGAAGAGGGACAGGAAACUCCAGAAACCGAGUCCCCAGGUAUAGACAAGUCAUACGACAUGACCCGCUUUUUCAACCAGAUCUCGGAAGCCGUUCCGAUUAAAGACAUUUAUUCUUUCGAUUACAGCGAAGGACAAGAGAAGCCUGAUCCAAGAUUACAAAAUCCCUCCAGAAAUAAAUACAGUCCGCCUUUCCUUCUUCAGUUCCAGCCGGUUUGUCAAUUCAGAGUUGACGACGAGUGGGAUGCCAAGGUGCGGUCUAUAAUUGAUUUGGUGGGGGCCAAAAAGGAUUCACGCGACCGAGGAUUCUCUAGAUCUGGCAGCCAAUUUGGAAGAGGCGGAUCGAACAUGUCAAACUCCAUGCCAAGAACUGCCACCCUUAGAGGUGAGUUCGGAUCCAGAAACGGAUCAAAGGGUGGUUCCAAGAAGAAGGGUCUUGGAUCUCGUGAGAAGAGUCAAAGACAGGGUUCCAAGAAGCCUAGAAGAUUCGACGACGACAGGGAUGAAGAGGCAGAGCCUCCAAAGCCUGCUGUUGAGGUUAAGCCGUUGGAAAAGUCGGCUAACAGAUGGGUCCCAAGAUCGCAAAGAAACAAAGAAAAGGAAGUCAAGUAUGCUCCAGAUGGUGUUACAGUCAUUUUAGAUUCAGAGACUGUGGAGGCCAAGGUGAAGUCGCAUUUGAACAAAUUAACGCUCGAGAAGUUCGAUACUAUUAGUGCAGAAAUUAUCGCAAUUGCCAAUCAAGCGCAAUGGGAAGACGAUGUUACUACUUUGAAACAAGUGAUCGAGUUGACCUUUGCCAAGGCUUGUGACGAGCACCUUUGGUCUUCCAUGUACGCUAAGUUCUGCUUGCAACUUUGCACAGACAUUUCUGAAGAGGUUGAGGACAAGUCGCAACCAAGACCUGAGCACGUUACCAAGCGUGUGUACUCUUCUGGCUUAGUUCGUAAGCUCUUGGUGUCCAGAUGUCAAUCUGAGUACGAGAAGGGAUGGUCUGACAAGUUGCCAACAAACGAGGAUGGAUCUCCAUUGGAGCCAGAGAUGAUGUCUGACGAGUACUACAAGAUGGCUGCUGCCAAGAGAAGAGGUCUUGGACUCGUGAGGUUCAUUGGAGAGUUGUACUAUUUGAACUUGUUGUCCGAGAAGAUUAUUAUUAGAUGUCUUGUUGAUCAACUUGCGGACACUGAGACUCCAAGUGAGGAUACUCUAGAGACCUUGACCCAAUUAUUGACCACCACUGGUGCCAAGUUGGAUUCCAGCAACAGAGGACCAUUGGACUUUGCAUUUGAGAAGAUCAACUACAUCAUUAAUAACUGCAAGCUGUCGUCGAGAAUCAAGUUCAAGCUUAUGGACUUAAUUGAUUUGAGGUCACGCAAGUGGAAUGAUGCCAAGUUGAAUGCUGGUCCUAAGACGAUUGCCGAGAUUCACGAGGAAGCCGAGGCCAAACGUAUUCAAGAGGAGAGAGAUGCGAUCAGAAGACGGAAGAACGACCCACGUUCUGGUUCUUCGAGAUCCAACAGCUCGAGAUCGAACUCCAAAUGGGGUAACAGCAACCAUAUUUCAUCGAACGACAUUUCCAAAGUCGGUGUUGUGAGAAACUCGUCCGAGAGAUCGCUUGGGCCUUUCAACAAUAAAAAGGGCAAGAUGACUCCGUCGAAACCUAAUCCACAGCAAUUCACCACAGUUCCAUCUGCUGGUUCUGGAAACUCUUCUGCUGCUUCCAACUCUCAAAAGGGCACUGCCACCCCGCCAGAUGAGCCAAGAGAGGCAUCCAAGAACAUGUUCGCAGCAUUAGGUGACCAUGAAGAUGACGAUAGUGACAAGGAGGUUGAGGACGAGGUUCCUGAGCAUGUUGCGGGACAAGACGCCGAGACCGAGGAGCAGCCACAAGCAUGA
Molecule: messenger RNA, 2940 nt
Organism: Ogataea philodendri
Lineage: Eukaryota; Fungi; Ascomycota; Pichiomycetes; Pichiales; Pichiaceae
Exons: 1
Coding region: 1-2940 (979 amino acids)
Cellular component (GO): eukaryotic translation initiation factor 4F complex
Molecular function (GO): mRNA binding; protein binding; translation initiation factor activity
Source: RefSeq, a predicted model, not a curated record